GAUGGUCGAUCUCUAGCGAAUGUUCAAACUCAAGGUGGUACCUCAUCAACACCACGUCCAAUGGUUUCUCCAAAUGUACUUGGAGCGGCAGGUAGAGGAGGACAGACACAACACGCUGUUAGUGAAAUAUAUCCUUACGAGCUAGUGGAUCUGCUGCAUCAGGGGGAACCGCUGCACCUUCUAGUGGACCUGCAUCUCAGACCCAAUUUGGCUAAACUAUUCGACUUCAGCUUCAUGUUCAUUGAAUUUAAUACACCCCAAGAAGCCGAGCGUGCUCGAAAUACUAUGGACCGACAUCCCUUCGACGCCAAGCAUCGAUUUAGUGUCAAUCUCUUGACAGAUCUAGAAACAUAUGCAGAAAUGGAUGAAGCCUUUCAUGAACCAGAGCCGGAACCGUUCAAAGAACAUCUGAGAGCUUGGUUAGCUGAUCCAUACGGAAGGGAUCAGUACGUGACGUAUCGGGCAGAUGAUGUAACCAUCUUCUGGCACGGGAAGCCUACAUCGUCCGAAAUUGCUAUGGAGAGACAG
Acaulospora colombiana is the source of this 528-nucleotide messenger RNA. The record is from the annotation of a GenBank genome assembly. Lineage: Eukaryota; Fungi; Glomeromycota; Glomeromycetes; Diversisporales; Acaulosporaceae.